AUGGAUGUUGACAGUCACGGGCCAAGUGUUCUUCAGGCCAAACCCACCACAACCCUCGAUUGGGACGCCGUUGCAGCUGAGAUAGGAGGCGAACUUACUCCGUCUUCGGCCCAGACAGCAAUUGGCGGUCUGACUGCGACAUUAGCCGACUGGCUCGCAGAGGAACCACAGACACAGCAAGAAAUCCUUGAAACCGAGCGAGACACGGACACGGACGUGAGAGUAGUUGACAACUUAGAAGAUCCGAUGGAUAUCGAUGAACUCGCUUCCGGAACAUCUCGGCCGCGAGGAGUCACUAUCGGAGGAAACCCGGAUUGGUAUCCCUGGCCAGAUCGUGAGACCUGCAUUUUCGACAUCAUGUGUCACCUUCCUCGAUCGUUAUUCUCGGACAAUCAAAUGGAGACCAUCCUCUGGUGUCUCAGUUUGCUCGGAAUCGACAACAAGCCCUCUCUGUCGACACUAAAGAAAGUCGACGAACUGUUACAGGAACACUGUGGGGUAGAGUCGAUUUGCUACAAGGGCCCUCUCGGGCACAUCUACUAUGCAAAUGAUCUGGCCGCGAUCAUAAGUCAGGAACUGGCCAAUCCGCUGAUUCGUAAGCAUCUGCGGUUCUAUCCCGAAGAUGCGGGGACGCAUGCCUCACAGGCUUGGCAUGGCCGCCAAUGGUUGCGCGAGUUGAGUCCUCGAAUUGCCAGCCCCAUGAUCCGGAUCGGUGCACAAGAUUUUUAUACAUACGAGCCCGCCAAACUGGCAGAUGGCCGUGUAAUCAUGCCGAUUAGGUGGUUUACGAAGGGUGGGAUCAGCGGAACCCAAGUUUUCCAUGGAGAGGUGUGGAUGUUGUGUCCCGUCGUAACGGAGUCUGGUCAGCGCAGCUACAUCGUUCAUGAAUACAAAACCAUCUGGUUCACUGCGGCGGAACUUUCUCUUGCGUUCCCGACGAUGAUAGCCACAUUUGCGGCUAGUCGCCUUCCCGACCUGCAGAUUCUAAUUGGUGAGCAUCUCUCACAAGUGACCACGAGGUCAUCCUAG
Messenger RNA from Fomitopsis serialis, 1029 nucleotides. RefSeq lists its product as uncharacterized. Lineage: Eukaryota; Fungi; Basidiomycota; Agaricomycetes; Polyporales; Fomitopsidaceae. The record is from RefSeq and is a predicted model, not a curated record. The coding region runs from base 1 to 1029 and encodes 342 amino acids. The transcript is spliced from 4 exons.